Adineta steineri is the source of this 398-nucleotide messenger RNA. The record is from the annotation of a GenBank genome assembly. Lineage: Eukaryota; Metazoa; Rotifera; Eurotatoria; Adinetida; Adinetidae.
AUGGGUGAUCUAAAGGAAAUAUAUCCUCCAUCGCGUAAUCAACAUCAAACUGCAUCAAUAUCUAAUGAUCAUUGGGUUCCUGUGACACAUAAUCGAUUGAGUACACGCUUGAAAAUUUUGCUUGGUGCCUCUGCAGUGAUUUGUAUAGUUAUGUUCCUCAUCGCACUACUUGUACCCAUACUUAUCAAAGGCAAAUCAACAUCCUUUACUACUACUGCCACCACUACAACCACAACCACUCAAACUACAUCAACAUCCAUGACAACAACAUCAUCAACAACUUCGACCACAACAAAGUCUACAACAUCCACAUCCUCAACCACCGCGACUUCGACGUCGACAACCACUACAACAUCAUCUUCAACGUCAACCACAUCAUCAUCAACAACAACAACAUC